This is a messenger RNA of Phasianus colchicus (ring-necked pheasant), 8091 nucleotides long. RefSeq names its product signal transducing adaptor molecule (gene STAM). Gene Ontology annotation, molecular function: phosphatidylinositol binding; ubiquitin binding. Lineage: Eukaryota; Metazoa; Chordata; Aves; Galliformes; Phasianidae. The record is from RefSeq and is a predicted model, not a curated record. Gene Ontology annotation, biological process: protein transport to vacuole involved in ubiquitin-dependent protein catabolic process via the multivesicular body sorting pathway. Gene Ontology annotation, cellular component: ESCRT-0 complex.
AACAUUUAAAAAAAAAAAAAAAAACAGAACAAAAAUGUAAUACUAGUGUAUUUGACUCUGUGAAACUAAUGCAUCAGGCUGGUUUGAUGGCAUUGGUUGCCAUUCCAAGUGCAUUCUCAGGGUGUUCAUCAGAAAUUUUUGAUGAAAUAUUACUCCUCCUGUGCUUCAUCCUUGACAAUAGUUAUUCCCAGAUGUAUGUACUGCCAAAAAACAGUGAGGUGAAUAAGACAUGACUGUAAAGUGAGGGAUAUUUUUCUUUGGCAAGAGAGGAUUCAUACAAGUUUGGUGAAGAGACAUUACCAAAUUUUUCUUUGAGUUGAAUGCCUGUUUGCAGCUCUAUGCAUUCCACUUGAAAAUUUGCAGGUAAUUUAUUUAUGUCAACCUAAAAAUGGGGUCAAAAAUAUACAGUGUAAAAAAAAUAUAUUUUUUUGAAAUCUUGAAACCUAUUCUCAAGUUCCUUUAUCAAAACAGAAAGCAUGGCUGUAUAUUUUCCACUGUUCAUUGGACUGUGUUUAGCCAGUGUGUCAAAAUGCAUGAAAUUAUUUGCAGUGAUUUGAGCUUGCCAUAAUUUAUGUUGCAUUUCAAAUACUGUUAUGGUUUGAAACAUGGCACAGAUAAGCUGAUUUUCACCUUGAAGAUGCAUGUUUAGCUCAUUUAAAUGAAUGGUAAAAUCUACCAAAAAUGCUAAACGUGUGAGCCAUUUUAAGUCUUUAUGUCCUGGCACAAAUUUUCCUUCUAAUUCCAUAAAGGACUGGAUUUCACUUUGCAAGUCAUAAAGUCUUUGCAACAUUUUGCCCCGACUUAGGCUCCUGCCUUCAGAAAAGUGAAUGAUGACCUCAUAAUCAGCAUCCAUACUUUUAAGGAACUGCUAGAACUGGUGACUCUGUCCCUUGGACUUUACAAAACUGACAGCUUUGAUGAUGAUUUAUGUGACAUUAACCAUUUUUAAAGCUUUUGCAUGUAAGUUUUUUUUAUGUCUGAUGAAGUGAUAUUUCAUCAGACCUGAACUGCUGAUGAGAAAGCAACCAGUGAGAUGAACACUGCAGAGGACUGGGGCCUCAUCUUAGACAUCUGUGAUAAAGUUGGACAGUCACGCACAGGGCCUAAGGAUUGUCUUCGUUCCAUUAUGAAGAGAGUGAACCAUAAGGAUCCCCAUGUUGCUAUGCAGGCUUUAACACUUCUAGGAGCAUGUGUAUCAAACUGUGGUAAAAUCUUUCAUUUAGAAGUCUGUUCAAGAGACUUUGCCAGUGAAGUAAGCAAUGUGUUGAAUAAGGGUCAUCCAAAAGUUUGUGAAAAGCUGAAAGCCCUUAUGGUGGAAUGGACUGAUGAAUUCAAGAAUGAUCCACAGCUUAGUUUAAUAUCUGCCAUGAUAAAAAAUCUGAAGGAGCAAGGAGUUACUUUCCCAGCUAUCGGUUCUCAGGCUGCUGAGCAGGCAAAAGCAAGUCCAGCCCUAGUUGCCAAAGAUCCUGGUGCAGCAGCUAACAAGAAAGAAGAAGAAGAUUUAGCUAAAGCAAUUGAACUGUCGCUAAAAGAACAAAGACAACAGCAAACAACACUUUCCAGUUUGUAUCCGAGCACCUCAAGCCUUUUAACAAAUCACAAACAUGAGGGCCGAAAGGUUCGUGCGAUCUAUGAUUUUGAGGCUGCUGAAGACAAUGAAUUAACCUUUAAGGCUGGAGAACUUAUAACUAUCCUUGAUGACAGUGAUCCGAAUUGGUGGAAAGGUGAAACUCAUCAGGGUAUAGGACUGUUUCCAUCUAAUUUUGUUACAGCUGAUCUUUCUGCUGAGCCAGAAAUGAUGAAAGCUGAGAAGAAAACAGUGCAGUUCAGUGAUGAAGUUCAAGUAGAAACAAUAGAACCUGAGCCUGAACCAGUUUAUAUUGAUGAAGAUAAAAUGGACCAGCUCCUGCAGAUGUUGCAGAGUGCAGAUCCAACUGAUGACCAGCCAGACCUCCCAGAAUUACUUCAUCUUGAGGCAAUGUGCCACCAGAUGGGACCCCUCAUAGAUGAAAAAUUAAAAGAUAUAGACAGGAAACAUUCGGAACUUUCAGAGCUCAAUGUUAAAGCAAUGGAGGCUCUUUCUUUGUAUAACAAAUUGAUGAAUGAAGACCCAAUGUAUUCCAUGUAUGCAAAGCUACAAAACCAACAGUAUUAUAUGCAGUCAUCCGGUGUUUCUGGCUCUCAGGUUUAUCCAGGGCAACCUCAAGGUAACGCAUAUUUGGUGGCAGGGAGUGCACAGAUGGGCCACAUUCAAGGCUAUAAUCUUCCUCCUGAACAACUCUCUUCUCUCAGCCAAGGCACGGUUACUCCAUCUGCCAGUUCAGUACUACCUGGUCAGCCUGCACAGACGUCAUACACAAAUGCAAUGGUUGGCUCUGUUGCUGGAAAUACUUACUCUAACCAGGCUUCAGUGUAUAGUCCACCACCUGCUGCUGUUGAUGUUGCUGCUUAUCAGAAUGCUGGAACUAAUAUGUCCCAGGUGCCAAACUAUAACUUAGCAUCUACACCUCUGCCACAGACAGCAGGCAGCCAACAAGCACCUCCACAGCAAACACAGCCUCCACCUACUCAACAGCCACAGCAUAGCUAUUCACAGAAGGCUCUGCUAUAGGAUCCGGGACUUCUGAUUCCUAAUCUUCUUUAACCUCUGCUAAAAGCAGUUGACAGUGCUUUGAGUUUCUUCCUUUAAUCUCUUAAACUUUGUUUAUCUUCAGCUUAAUAAGAAUCUAUCUUGGUGAACAAGUUCAAUUUGCACUGACUUUUUAGGAUUUUUUUUUUUUAAUUUUGCAGAGGAAUGGAUAUAUUUAGAACACUUAAUUCCUUUUAAAACGGCUAAAAAUUGGUACAAGAUUAUUUAUGUAUGGUAAAAUUGGCUAGUCUGUGAAAACCUCAACACUUGCAAACUGUUGUGGCAUAUAUGUUAUGUACAUAUAGUGUGUGAUUGCAGUAGUGGCCAUUACGUAUAGCUAUGGUGAUCAUGUGAAUAUAUUUAACACAAUGUUAAAAAAUAAUUUACAUAACUAUUUUAUUUUAAUCAUGAACUGACAACCAUGUUUCAUAGUUUUAUCUAGUUUUAUGACAGAUGUGAUGUCUUUUUCCAAUACAGGACAAGUGGUAACUCUGAAUAUCAUGGUUACACUUACAGAUUAAGGUCUAUACAUGAAUUCCAAACUUAUCCAAGUCUAGGUUUCAUUACUUCCUGAAUUGAACACAAGUGUGUCAUGACUAUUAGAUGGCUUUAUCUACCAAAGCAAACUAGACAGCUAGUAAAUGAUCUGGGGGAUGAUAACAACAAGUUGUGAUUCUGCUUCACAUACAAUUAAUAACCUAAAACUACUAUUCAGAGGCUGCUAAACAUAUCAUGGGACCACGCAACAGAUCAGGAUCUUGCAUUUUGUCAUGAAAAGCACAUAAUUUAUUUUUUUCCAAGUCGAUUUUUUUAUAAUGACAACGAGAACUGUAUUCUAUGUGUGUUGGUAGAGAGUACACCAAAGACAGAGAGAAAUUGAAUUGGAGGAGAAAUGGUGGAGUUAUAAACUGGAACGUGCAACAUGAAUAACACAACUUCAUUCAAGUCUUCUUAAUUAGAGAAUUAAUGGAGAAUUAUGUACAUUUAAAUCACUUUGCUGAAGAACCUUCAGGGCUUUAUUUGAUCUCUUGUGGCCUUGCUUAGCAAUUUGUUCUAUUUACUGUUUUUACACAAACACUUCUGCCUUAAACAUCUGUUAAUUUUUCAAUUUCCAGCUGUUCUGCCAGUUAAGUUUAUUAGUCCUUCUAUAGUGUGAAUAGAUAAGGCCUCUUAAUUUUGUUGACUUUCAAAUUACUUUGAAUUUUCUUCUGCAGCAACGUGCAUUAUUUGGAACCCUUGCAUUUCUUAGAAACGUAACCAGGUGUUUUUUUUUGAGGCAUAAUAUUUCCUUUCUGCAGUUGUGGUGCUGCAAAAGGAUUUUGGUAAUGGAAAUGGAAUUUUGUUAUGCCUGAUCAGACUUACUUGUACAAGAAUUGGUGUUACUUUGCAUUCUGGUUUCCUCUUACCUUUUCUGAUGACUCUCAUUCCAGUUAGAGCAAUACUAGGUGGCUUCAGCAUCAAAGCUGUGUUUCUGGUCUCGUUAAUGUAUGUGCCAGAAAUUGUUUGCUUUUGUGUACUGUAUUUUAGUGUGAUGCUUCUGGAAUUAAAUGUUGCAAUUGUUCAUUAUAAUGUAAAUUAACCUUGGUAAUCCCUUAUACUCCUGCUCUGUAUGUUACUUAACAAAUCUUUGUUUCACCUGUUUAGUAGAGCUGGUGUUCUGCCUCUUAAUCCUUUUGGAUGGCUGAUUUGCCUAACUUUGUAGCCAGAGUGGUUACAAAACGUGGCCCCGAUGUGUUCCAGUUGGUGAUUUUCUAGCCAGAACAGGUUGUUUCAAUACUGGAAUGUUCAUGUUUUGUUUGGUUUUUUUCUUUCUCCAGAAUUCUUAAGCACGCUCACAGACUGUUUGUAUUUGGUGUUAGCACAAAAGUCUGUGGAAUUUGGAAGGUAACACUAACAACUACAAAAAAAAAAAGGGGGGGGUGGGGAGAUAAAAUUCCAAGGAUUUGUAUAAUAGAUCAUUUUUAAUAGAUUGAAGAGUGGUUUUUUGUAGAAAGGACAUGUAGUGUCAUUUAGAUAGUGUUCUCUGCAUGCUUUAGCUGUCUUACUGAGAAGCAGAGAAGCAGUAUUUAGAAGUGUGCAAUUUCUACCAGAAAUGUAAAUAACCUCCUACUCCAUACUCCUUGUGCCCUGAUUCAAGGAGGAGCAUAAAGCAUUGAGAUAGCCCAGCUGACUUGAACAAUUCACAUUCCUAGUCUUUCAUGGAUCAGUUGACUUAAAAAAAAAAAAAAAAAAAAAAAAAAAAAAAAAAAAAAAGUUUUCUUUGACCACAAUUGGUGCUGAUUUUAGGUUCAGUCUUAGCAUCCCAAUUUAUUUUUUCAUUUCAGAUGCAGUUUUCAGACCAAGCUGAUUUUGGAGCUGUAUUGCUUCAUGGUUGUUCUGUUUCAUUAACCAGGAAUUAUUAUUUUGCCUUCUCACAUGGUUGCAUCCCUUGAUUUACUGCUUUUCAGUUACACUUCCUCCUACUUUGCUACAUGCUGUCACUGCACUAAUUCCUUCACUUAUCUUCUAACUGGUAUUCAGCAAUUAUAUUUCAAUUCACCUUUCAGUCAGUUUAGUAUCAUCUGCCUGAAGAUGUCAUUUCUGGUUUUCCCUGAUGUGAUCUGUUCAGUUUCCUUAUUUAUGCAUUGUUUUGAUGAAUUUCAUGUAUAUUCUGUCUUACUAUGGUAUUGAACACUGAAUAUGGGUGAGAGAGGGAAAGAACAUGUACAGCUGCUGUGUGGAAAAGCUUCUUAGCAAAGAACUUAAGUUUCAAGAAGUUAAUCUGUCUGAAAGUUCAGAAUCCCUGGAAAUGACACAUCAUUUUUGUUCUAACAGAACACCUAAUUUUUGAAUGUAAAUUGACAAUGAAAGGCUGAAGUCUUUUCACUGCAUUUCGUAUAACCCUUUGUUGUUUAACGUUUUUAUUAAGGAAUACAGAAAUGUUAAUUAAUGUCAGAAGGGGUAUUGUAGUGGCUUGGUUUUCAUGAACUGGAGCAAAAUCUGAAAAGUGCCUUCUGUGCAUUUCUCAGCUAAAAACAAAAUUUGUUUACCUGUGUGUAUCAUUUCAAUUUAUGUGGACGUAACACAGAUGUAAAGAUUUACUGUAAAGCAUCCCAGGAAGAAUACUGAGGUCAGCGUGUUAAAAUUUGAUUUGCUACACUGAUGUUAUGGCAGUAUAUUCAGGAGUUUGCAGUUGAAACAUCAGCUGCCACAUAUUUACCCACUUAUGUUUAGUAACUGUUACCUGUGUAGAUGUGUGUUUAAUGUCAGAAGACAGAAUACCUGUACAGCAGUAAAACAACCAUGAAGAACAAGAUAGAAGUAUCUACUUAGCAGGUGUGGAGCAGCAUAUUGCCCUCCUACAGUGACUCUUCAGAAGUUUUGAAGGGGGACCUGAAAUGAAUUUGAGUAACCAGAACUUCAUAUGAUUUUGUCAGAUUGCUAAUGCUUAGAUAAGAGGAAAUAAAUCCGCUUUUAAUAGCAUGGACAUAUUUUGCUGAUCAAAUCUAGGCUGCUAUUAUAGUUCUCUGAUUUCAUCUAGAUGACAGGAACAUCAGAUUUACACUGGAGAACUGCUUAAUACCUCAUUCUCCGAUUAAUUUUUUUUAGUAUUUUCUCUAAUAUCACUUACCUUUAUUUUUUCACUCUCAUUUCAAAGGUUUCUGUGCAGUCUUCACUUGUGAGGGUCUUACUUUAUUCCUUGUCUGGUGGGUUUCACAGACUGAAUAGAAAAGAAUGUCUCUAAUUACCGUGGCUACAAUGGCAUUUUGAAUUACGUAUCUGCAGUUUCCUGUGGAGAAGAUGCACACAUUGGUUUUGAAUAAUAAGGGAGCAUAAUUUUUCCAUUUAAAAAUCAAGAGGAGUUUUUUCAAAAAAAAAAAAAAAGCAAAAUAAAAUCUACAAAAAUGUCCACUGUUAGAAGGCAGGCGGAAUCAUUUUGUAUUCUUCUAUUCCAUGUUAAUAAAGCCAACCAACUUCACACUACAGGUACUCCUUUUUCCUUUUCAGCUGCAAUGAAGAAUAUUGACUUUGAUGUGUAUGCUAUCCAACGCCAUAGUAAAACUUUGGAAGGCCCUGAAAUUUGAACUUUUUGCUUCAAUAUGUAAAAACACUAUGUAAGCCCUUAGAAGCCUUGUUUCUGGAGUUAGGAUAUUUGUAUUUAAAAACAUUCCAUUUGCUACUAUAUAUAGCUGCAGAUCAAUUUUCAUGCUGCUACCUUAGCAAAAGGUAGGAGUUUUUGUUCCUCUCACCUGCAUGUGCUUCUGGAAAUCCAAAUAAUUUCUGUCUUUGUCAUGAAAAAGAAAAGGAGCCUGCUGAAGUCUGUUCUGGUUGUAAUAAAGUGUACACAGUAGCAAAGUACAUUUUUGGUUUGUUUUGUUUUGAUGCUCCCUUUGAUGAUGGCAUAUGUAUAUAUUUAGAUAUACUGCACUGUUGUACAAGAAUUGUUUUAGUAAAUAACACUAUUUGUAAAAACUGUUAAUUGUUUUUGGUAUGAAUGCAAAAUAUUAAAGUUGGAGUAUUUAGUUCAUUAUGUUGCAAACUCAAUUCAUAAAUUGCAGGGAAGAGAGCGAUAAGAGAAAGGACUCGGAUGCAGUGGGCAAAGUGUGUUGAAAGUACUCUGAAGACAAACGUUCUGAUUUCUUGGGGAGUCAGCUGUUGGUUUUCUGCUGUGUUUUGCUGCUGCUGUUGUAUGGCACUUGCAUGUAGAUUAUGGUAUUUUUGCUUGUCAAAUUCUUCACUCGUGAUUAACUUGUUUCAGUUACACUCCAAGUAAUACUCAGUGCUUCUUUCUUCAGUUGUGCUGCAUAUCUCCUUUUGUUGUGGGAAAUACAGCAUGAAUACUUUAGUGUUGGUAGCAAACAAAUGAAAUCAGCUGUAUCUGUGAAGUGUAAUGUAUAUAUUUGUGUACUGAUCGAUAAACAAAUACUACCACAGCCUAACAGCUAGUUUACAGUUGUAGUGGAAAUGCAAGUCACAGCUUGAACCAGUGAUUGAGCACCUGUGGGAAGGCAGGGCCAGCCCAGGGGAGCUCAGGUGCAUGCAGUAUAACUGAGUGACCGGAAGGGGUGCAGCCAGGAUCCACCCCUUCCCAGACCUCAUUUAAGGAUUGGUAGUGGAGGUGAGGCUAUCUUGCUGGAGGUCUGUGCUUACCCUGGAGUUUCCCAACCUGAGGCUUUUCAAAGAUAAGUUUUUUUUCCUUUUGGUGUCUGCAGCUGCUGCAUUUGGGCUUAUCCUCACUGGCUGUAGCCUAGGACUUUGCUACCUUGCUGUGCUUUCCAUCGCAUUGUAGUGUUACAACAGUUAUUAUCAGGAAUUGAAUUAAUUGUCAAAUAGUAACACAGAGUAGCCUAGUGUUGGGUUCCUUGAUCUGUGUUUGAUCUGUGACUAUUCUAAAACAAAGCUGUUUUCACUCACGGUGCUUGUUGUGAUCUGUGUUUUAUCUGAGAAACAAAUCAUAAGCCUUUGUGAGAGAAUGUGGAGAA